GGACGCCCUGCCCUCGCUCCUCUCCUUGCCCCCCGGGGUCCUGCCAACCACGACCGGCGUUUUCCCCUUCGACGCCGCCGAAGCCAAUAGGCGCCCGGCUGGGCUUUAAGUAGGCCAAGCCGCUUCCUGGUUCUCGGAAGGCGGAGCAGGAGGAGUUGGAGUGGGCCAGAGGAGGCAGUCACCUCCGGCGAGGGGGUGGAGGUUUGACCGGCUGUCCAAAGACGACACCGCGGGACCAAGUUGUGAUACAAAGUGUAGGAGUGCGAGCGAGUCUGUGGAUUCGAUGAGGGGAUUCCAAUUAUUUAUUUAAAAAUUAUAAAAUAGACGAAAAACAGACAGCGUGGGUCGACACGAACCAGGAAGUGAGCGGUGGGAGGCGACGAGUACCAGGACAGGUGACAGGUAUAUGACCUCAGUUAAGACUCAGCAAAAAGGAGUGAGACGGAAGACGAGCCAUUCUCUCUGCUGUUUAUGGACUGCAGGCGGUGAUGUCUUCAGGUGAGGACGGUCUGAUUGGAAUCCCCUUCCCAGAGCAUAGCAACGAGCUGCUCUCCCACCUCAAUGACCAAAGGCGCUCGGGGCUCUUGUGCGACCUCACUCUGACCUCUCGUGGGGCACGCUACCCGACCCACCGCGCCGUCAUGGCCGCCGUCAGUCUAUAUUUCCGCCGGCUCUUCGGGGCAGAGGAAGGUGGCUGUGGUGAGGGUGGCGGAGGUUUCAGUGUGUGCCAGUUGGACUGCGUGGCGCCCGACGCCCUGGAUGCCCUGCUGGAAUUUGCAUACACAGCCACUCUGACCAUCCCCUGUUCUGGAAUGAGGGACGUCCUGCGGGGUGCUCAACUUCUUGGCAUCCAGUGUGUGGCGGAUGCCUGCAGGGAUAUCCUGGGGGAGAAGGCUGAGCAGGAUGACGAAAAGGAGCCCGGAGACCAGCGCGCAGCGGCCGUUCAGCGGUCUGAAGGAGAGAAUGAAUCCCGCAGAAAAAUGGACCGAAAGAAGUUGAAAAAAGUUGGCCCACAUCACAUCAACUCAUUGUUGAACCCACCGCCCGCUUCUCCAGUCUCGUACCCUUCGCCUCUAUCGGAGAGCUUGCGCUUGCGGACCCCAGCCCAGCCCCCCAGCCCGGAAUCAGAGGAGCCCUUCUUCAGGGGGUGGCAAAACGGCAAUCCAGGAGCAGUCAGAGUACCGGAAAGGAGCCCCACGCUAACUGGAGGCCACCUACAUUGGAUGCCCCAACGCCCCCCACCUCCGGCCGUGCCCCCAGAGGACAAACUGUCCGAGGAAGAAGACAUGGAGGCCUUUGGCAAUGAAGGCACGCUGAUGGAAAGCACCUCCACCACUUCUCCUGCGACCGAGCGAGCAGAAGGCGCGGGGGCGGCCUCGGCGACAAUAACGACAGGGGUCGGCAGGAGGAGAAAGUCGCAAAUGCCUCAGCAGUGUCCAGUCUGUCAGAAGAUCAUCCACGGAGCAGGAAAACUGCCGCGACAUAUGAGGACACACACCGGAGAGAAACCCUUCCAAUGCACUGCCUGCGGGGUUCGCUUCACCAGGAAUGACAAAUUGAAGAUCCACAUGAGAAAGCACACGGGCGAGCGGCCCUACUCCUGUCCGCACUGCACCGCCCGCUUCUUGCACUCGUACGACCUGAAGAACCACUUGUCCUUGCACAGCGGCGCGCGGCCCUUCGAGUGCCAGCUCUGCCACAAAGCCUUCGCCCGGGAGGACCAUCUCCAGCGCCACCGCAAGGGACACAGCUGCCUGGAGCUGCGCAUGCGGCGGCCCAGAGCAGAAACCGACGAGCAAGAAGAGGCAGACAUAAACGGAGGUGAGCGCAUUGAUUCCCUGGAGCCUCCGCGGGCCCACUCCUCUUCGCUCCUGCGGCCCACCAUGCUUGAAGGCGGGAUGUUCCAAGCAGACAUCGACAGGGAGCGCUCACUUGCCUUGCAGGCUCUCGCGCAGCUCAGCCCGCAGCAGUUUGCCAACUACCACGCCCUCUAUCUACGAGGUAUGGAAAUGCGAGGGAGCGGGGAAGGUGAGACAAAAGACUCAGGGGGAGUCAACAUGCAGCGUCACAGCUGGCCACCGGUGGCGGGGGAGAAGAUUGGUGAGGUGGAGGAAGAAUAGUCAAUGUUAAGGAAUAUGUGUGUUUGCGUGUGUGGUAUUUAAUCCACAUUAAAAAAAUUGUAAUCUCACUCAGGUGGCUGAACCUGCUCCAUGUGGAGAGCACUUAGAAAAAGCAAAAAAAUGGAAAACGGGUUUUCUGAGGCGUUUUAAAUGUUUGAUCACUGGCUCUUAGCAGUUGGAAUUUGUGUCUCCUUUCUUUUAAGUUCAAGCUUUUCUGUCUAGCUGUGCGUGCUAUUAAUUGCGGUUACUGGGAUGUUUUUCACUUUACCUAAGAAUAUUAUAUUUUUGCGAGAUUUUGUAUGUAUUAUUGCACAUCCAGCUCAGCCGAGUGCUGUUUAUCUUUGCUUGGAUUUGGUGCAGGAACCAAAGAUGUAGUUAUUUGAUAACUUUAAACAAAGAAAGAAAUGUAGCCAAUGUUGGGUUCAAAGAACCCUGUCAAGUUUCCUUCUGUUUAGAAAAAUUCUGCUUCCAUGUAUGAGCUUCGUUUUGUGUUGAAUGACCAAAAGAGACCCAGUCUUGGUCAAUGUUGAUUUCCUCCUUCAAAGACGGUUGAUUUCAGUUUACCAACACACAAAUGUGGCUUCCUUAGUAGAGACGAAGGUGAUGGGAUGAAUGGGAGCAUUGGCCUUUUUUUUGUAUUUAUUUAUUUAUUGUUUUUAUUUAUAGUUCUCCUUCUUUGCAAGAUCAAAUCCAGGGUUCAUCACCAGUCUUACUGUGUGAAAUUGUGGCGUCACAUCCGUUCCUUGUGGUCAACCAAUGCAUUCCUUGCACAUGUCAGGUAGUACUACACAGAAACAUUCCAGCCUUCUUACAAUAGCUGUGAGAUUCAAUGGAAAGGGGCCAUUUGUGGCCCGCCAGUACCUUUUAUUUAGCCGGCCAUCCGAUAUAUUCACUCACUAUCGCUUUUAAAGGGCUUACAAAAAGGAAAUGACCAAGGAAAGAGGUUGGCCUACCCUUGCGUUUAGAACUCCAAAGGUGGAAAUCAUUUAUGUAGCAGGAAGGCCAAAUGAGUAGAGCAUGUAUAGUGUGUUGAGUCUGUUGUCUACCCUAUCAAACGAGCUCAGGAGACACCAAAAGUACCCACCGAACAGCUUAAUUCACACCCUGCGACAUCAUUAUACAAAAUUGUUUUUUUUUUUUAAAACAUCUUAAUGACGAAAAAAUGCAAUUUUUUGGAUAAAGACUCAGCCAUAUAAAUCUAUUCCCAUUCCGUUAUAUUCCAGUGGGUUGUUUAUUUUCUCAGUUGUGCUACAUAAAUUACCUCACAGCUCACGUGAUUGAAAGUCACUCAUGUUCAUUUGUCUCUCCCAGAUCGGACAUCUAGCGCCGUCAAUGGCAGCAAAUUAGUUAAGUGAGUGCUGUGUAGCGGUUAUUUUUUUAAGAACAUUGUCCAUGAAAGACCCAUAUAUUGUGUCUGCAACAUCUCUAAUACUUAUCUAGGUUGUCAGCCAUGUUCUUAUCCGAUUUGUAGUGACAUUUUCCAUUUCACACUUCCCGACAGUCUUGAAUGCAGCACAACUUGCUUAGACUUUCUGUUGAAACAAAUUAUAAUAACAAAGAUGCAGUGAUGAGUAGUUGUGAAUUGUCCAACAUGAUCAUUUGAGACUUAAACUAAAUGAAUAAAUAAUUUCCAUAUACUUUGAAUGUCCAUUUGAUAGUGUAUUAAAAUUUACAAUGAUAUACUACUGUACAUUAUAUACAGUUAAAUGUAUACAAUGGGAUGAGGUUGCCUUAGUUUCUUUUGUUGUGAUGCACUUCUUCUUCUUCUCAGGAACUCUUGAGCAAUGCACUAAGUGGUUAUAGGACAUUGAAAAUGGGGAAAUAUGAUGUGGGUGAACUCCGACAAGCUCUUAAUGCAAAACUGAGCACGAUAGUUUAAAAAAAAAAAAAAAAAAAAAAAAUGGACUUGUGAAUAGUUUAUAUUCUAAGUUGGUUUAAAAGGCAUUUACAUGAACUACUGGUCUUAAAUGGGAGUAAGUGCUCCAAAUGGUCCAAUUGGAGUGAAAAAAUGAAUGGGUUAAUGAGUGAGUGUGACUCAGUGCCAGCUGUGAAGUUGUACCUCUCUAUAUACAUUUUAGUGGGUUGGGUGAAGGGAAGGUCCAAGACCACCUCACUAUCAGGGAUACGUUUUAUUUUUGUCCUUUAGUUUCUACUUUAGCAAACCUUUACUUAAUGUCAUGUCCUUUCUCUUUUUCUUUCAAAUGUCAAGAAACACAAAUGACAAAUAAAAACAAACAUAUCCAAG
This is a messenger RNA of Corythoichthys intestinalis (scribbled pipefish), 4365 nucleotides long. RefSeq names its product zinc finger and BTB domain containing 7B (gene zbtb7b). The transcript has 4 exons. Gene Ontology annotation, biological process: regulation of transcription by RNA polymerase II; positive regulation of gene expression. Bases 489 to 2120 code for a protein of 543 amino acids. Gene Ontology annotation, molecular function: RNA polymerase II cis-regulatory region sequence-specific DNA binding; DNA-binding transcription factor activity, RNA polymerase II-specific; protein binding. The record is from RefSeq and is a predicted model, not a curated record. Lineage: Eukaryota; Metazoa; Chordata; Actinopteri; Syngnathiformes; Syngnathidae.